GAAUUUGGCGACUCAAAUCUUCAUGGCGAUAUUAUGGGCCCACCUUACGACGGUGAUGCUGAGUUUCGUACUGUUGUUCAAGGAUACCGCGCCAUUGAUUAUCGUGCCACGUCUUAUCAUCAGCAUUUGGGAUACGCAUGCUAAUGAAGACUGCGCACAAAUCAGUACGAUGUUCGAGAAUUGUGUCUGUUGGACUCCGCCAACGGAAUUGGAGCAGCCCGAGGUUGACUCUUGUGUAUGAUGUUCCAAAUUGAGGAAGGAGUUAGAGGUUAGGGGUUAGAUGUUAGAGGGUUUGUUGGUUAGUAGUUAGUUGUUAGCAGUUAGUUAGAGUUAGUUAGUGGUCAGCUAUGAUUAUAUCCUGUUUUGGAAAGUGAAA
Suillus plorans is the source of this 376-nucleotide messenger RNA. RefSeq lists its product as uncharacterized. Lineage: Eukaryota; Fungi; Basidiomycota; Agaricomycetes; Boletales; Suillaceae. The coding region runs from base 23 to 241 and encodes 72 amino acids. The record is from RefSeq and is a predicted model, not a curated record. The transcript has 3 exons.